Messenger RNA from Camelina sativa (false flax), 480 nucleotides. RefSeq names its product small ribosomal subunit protein eS28z/eS28y. NCBI's taxonomy places the organism in Eukaryota, Viridiplantae, Streptophyta, Magnoliopsida, Brassicales, Brassicaceae. Gene Ontology annotation, molecular function: structural constituent of ribosome. Gene Ontology annotation, cellular component: ribosome; cytosolic small ribosomal subunit. Gene Ontology annotation, biological process: translation; maturation of SSU-rRNA; ribosomal small subunit assembly. The record is from RefSeq and is a predicted model, not a curated record.
CUUGCGUCUCUGCGAAAAUUAGGGUUUUUGCCUCUCUCACGCCGCCAAGCUCUUUUCUCCGGUCGCCGUCAGCCUUCGUCUACAGAAUGGAUUCUCAGAUUAAGCACGCUGUGGUGGUUAAGGUCAUGGGUAGGACUGGUUCCAGGGGUCAGGUCACUCAGGUUCGAGUCAAGUUCACUGACUCUGAUCGUUACAUCAUGAGGAAUGUUAAAGGACCAGUGAGGGAAGGUGAUAUCUUAACCUUGCUCGAGUCUGAGAGAGAAGCCAGAAGACUCCGUUGAUUCUUCUUCUUCCUGCUACUCUACAAACCGGAAUCAAGAAAACAUUUUGGCUAUUUGUCUUUUGCUUUCUCUGAUUGGAUUAGUGAUUAAUUAUGCUUUUUGAGAAUGAAUUUUGUUGUUGCUUUAAGACAAUUGCUGGAUUAUUAUUAAGUGUUCCUGGUUGUUUUGUUAUUCCAAAUCUGUUAACCUUUUUUUUUGA